This is a messenger RNA of Hemibagrus wyckioides, 2762 nucleotides long. It is a transcript of the gene ush1ga, whose product is annotated as Usher syndrome 1Ga (autosomal recessive). Gene Ontology annotation, biological process: sensory perception of sound; equilibrioception; sensory perception of light stimulus. The transcript is spliced from 4 exons. Lineage: Eukaryota; Metazoa; Chordata; Actinopteri; Siluriformes; Bagridae. Gene Ontology annotation, molecular function: protein binding. The record is from RefSeq and is a predicted model, not a curated record. Bases 343 to 1764 code for a protein of 473 amino acids.
UAAGAGCUUAUUUUUGUUCUCAUGGACGUGUUUGUAUAAUACAUUUUAUUGUUCACUUAAAAAAAACUAGCCUGUAGGCACUUUAUUUUAAAUUGCAUGGAAAUUUUAUAGUGUUAAUAAUGUCGUGGUGAAAUACACCGAUGGAAUCUCGCUGACAUGGAGACCACGCCGCUGCUCAGGCCACGCCCCCAGUGCGUCUCCGGUGUCCGUGGAAACCGUCGCGAGCGUUCACCGGCCGCUCUGUACACACGGCCUUAGCUAAAGACACUUGCCCUCCAGUACUGAUGACGAAGACUGGGAGUAAAUACUCAAGCAUAAUGGAGGCCGAAGUUCGAGAGCAACAUGAAUGACAAGUACCACAGGGCAGCGCGAGAUGGCUACCUGGACCUGCUGAAAGAGGCCACGCGGAAGGAUCUGAACGCGCCAGAUGAAGAUGGCAUGACACCGACGCUAUGGGCCGCGUACCACGGAAACCUGGACGCGUUAAGGCUCAUCGUGGCGAGAGGAGGGAAUCCUGAUAAGUGUGACAUAUGGGGGAACACACCGCUCCACCUGGCCGCUUCCAAUGGCCAUCUCAACUGCCUGUCCUUCCUGGUGUCCUUUGGUGCAAACACAUGGUGUCUAGACAAUGACUACCACACGCCUCUGGACAUGGCUGCGACCAAGAACCACAUGGAUUGUGUACGCUACCUGGACUCCAUUGCUGCCAAGCAGACAGCACUCAACCCCAAGCUUGUGGCCAAGCUGAAAGACAGAGCCUUCCGUGAUGCAGAACGUCGCAUCAAAGACUGUGUCAAGAUGCAGCGCAAGCACCACCGCCGCAUGGAGCGCAAGUUCCAGAAGGAAGCCACAGAUGCCUCGUUUUCGGAUGCCAUGAGCUUCUCCAGCUACACCAGCAGCACUUUUAGCCGCAAGCUGCACCCCUUCAACACUGCCACCAGUGUGCCAUACUCACAGGCUACCAUUCAUGCCACAGCCAGGGGCAAAACCAAGAUCCAGAAGAAGUUGGAAAAGAAGAAGCAGGGUGAUGGGACCUUUAAGAUCUAUGAAGAUGGAAGAAAAAGUGUGCGCUCUCUUUCUGGCCUACAGCUGGGUAAUGAUGUCAUGUUUCUAAAGCAGGGUACCUACGUAAACCCAAAAGACCGCGGUCGGCGAAACGUCCGUGAUAUGUUCCCACGGGAUAACGAAGAUGCCAUCUCACGUGCCAUCAGCGAGCCAGACCUGCACGGGGCGGACAUGGACCACUCAGAGAUCAGCACCGACUCAGGCCAUGACUCGCUUUUCAACCGUCCAGGCCUGGGUACUAUGGUCUUCCGGCGGAACUAUGUGAGCGGGGGACUCUUUGACAUAGGCUCUCGUGAUGAAGGCAGCAUGGCCGGCAGCGGGAGGGCACCGAACGUUCGUCUGCGGAGCCGCCUUCAGCGAUCUCCAAGUCUAGAUGAAGACAGCAUCGGCAGCGCUCGUAGCCUCCAAGCGAGGAACAUUGAGGAGCUUCCAUGGGAUGAGGUGGAAUUAGGACUGGAUGAUGAUGAUGAGCCAGAGAGUAGUCCACUUGAGGUAUUCCUGGCUGCCCAGUACAUGAACGAGUUCCUCCCUAUUUUUAAGCGAGAAAAGAUUGAUCUGGAUGCACUGCUGCUGUGCUCUGACAAUGACCUCAAAAGCAUUCACAUUCCUUUGGGACCCCGUAAAAAGAUCAUCGAUGCGUGUAAGAGACGCCUGGACACCAUCGAGGAUCCCGACAGCAUAGAAGACACGGAGCUAUAGCACAAAGGACUUGUUGCUCUAUCAGUUUGGCCAUACUGGUGGUAUAGGUCUCGAUUCACAUGCAACAGAACAGAAAGACAAUCACACUGAAAAGAAGUGUAACCUUUCUGUGGAUUUCGAACAAGCAUAUCUCAUUCCCAUAGGAAUAAAUUUUGCAUAUGAGACAGACCAGACAGUAGUGCUUGUUGACUGGCACACACAAGGAAAGAAGCAUGCCAGCAGUAACAGCUGAAUCAAGCUAAGGUUCCAUGAAUGCCAUACAUAACUGUAAAAGCCCUACUGAGAAUCCUGAUGAAGUCAGACCCAAACAAAAUUAUUCUUAUGAUGUGUCUGCCCCUGUGGGGCAUGAGUCUUAGUGCCUGUGCUUCCAGUGCAUGUACAUAUCUCUGUAAAUCAUAUCUAUUUCAGGCAUGAUGUACUGUAUUAUAAGAUAUUUUUAUGACAUAGAUGUAGAAGAUUUUAAUGAACAUAAGAAAUGCAUCAGCAGAUUUGAAAAGCUUGGGUUUCAAAUGCAGGAACCUUCUACACACUGCCUAAGUCAUGUCCAACACAGACUAUAUGUCACCAAUAUACAUGGCAACAAAUGUCUUUGGAGCAUUGUCUUUAGGGGUCAGUGAAUGCCUAUACUUUGGAUGUAUUGUGAACCUCCAUUUUGUUUGUUUACAUUUGUCAAGCCAUACUUCUGUUAAAGACUUGGGCAUGGGACAUACUUUUUGGCGAUACAUAAAUCUUACUCCUGCUAAUUUUUUUUUGCCCUCAUGCCAUAUUACUAGAGAGAAAUUUUCUUACAUAACAUCUCACAUAAACCUAUGUAUAUUUGGGAUACAGGACCUGUACAGAUUUAAAUGCAUUCUAACCUAAAUAUUAUGUGCUCUAUCUUCUGUGAAUAACAUUGUUCAUAUAUGUUUUAUAUAAUUUCAUAAAAUGUAGCAAUAAAAGAUGCUUAAAAUCCAUGAAAUUUUAUAUUAUGUUUUUGUGCAUACUUGAAGACAAUAAAC